Messenger RNA from Fomitopsis serialis, 2105 nucleotides. Its product is annotated as pheromone A receptor-domain-containing protein. The transcript has 5 exons. Gene Ontology annotation, molecular function: mating-type factor pheromone receptor activity. The coding region runs from base 166 to 1956 and encodes 596 amino acids. Gene Ontology annotation, biological process: G protein-coupled receptor signaling pathway. Gene Ontology annotation, cellular component: membrane. NCBI's taxonomy places the organism in Eukaryota, Fungi, Basidiomycota, Agaricomycetes, Polyporales, Fomitopsidaceae. The record is from RefSeq and is a predicted model, not a curated record.
GCCUUCCUUCCCCCUCCAUAUCACAUCACCCCGUCAAGUCGUGAAACUGUCUGAUUGCGACCUUCGUACACUCCCACUCAAUUCUGCGAUACCACUCUUUAGACCUGGAUCGUCCAUGGCAUCUGCGUUGGCUGCUGUGGCUUUCGCGUGCGUCGCUUUGCUUGCAUGUCUCCUUCCUGCGUACUGGACUUCGCGGAACAUCGCCAUGAUGGCUCUUAUCUGCUGGCUGUUCAUCUGCAAUGCCAUCCAAGGCGUGAACGCCGCAGUUUGGGAAGGAAGUGUCGAAGUAAGAGCACCUGUACAAAACUGCUGCUCGGCGCACGAGUGGCAGUACCUGCAGCUUGCUUAUGUCUAUCCAAUCGAGUGAGACAUCUUCUCAUGACGGGCGACGCCAAAGGGGGCAUCGGCGUCCUCUCCUUUGAUCUGGCAAUGUAUAUAAUCGUGCAAGACCACAGAUUUAACCUAACGGAGAACAUCGGUUGCUCACCAGCUGUAUACAACUCCGUUCCCGCACUUGUCCUGGUCUGGUUACCACCGUUCAUUCUCUGCAUAUCGGCCAUCGUCCUCACCUGUAUCACUAUGUAUCGCGGUCACCGUCGCGGUUUCGCGCUGGCCCGCACCAGUCGGUCAGUGGGUUCUAGCCCCCACACCUUCGAUUUUCUCCGGCCGCUGCUCAGGUCCCUCCUGAUUGCGUCGCUAUUUCUGACUUCUUCUACGUUCACCUUACAUGCUGCGCUUGCAUCCACUCCUCACCUGCUUCCUUGGACGUCCUGGGACGUGGUACACAUGCAACUGUCCCACGCGAACGUCGUCUCCCGCUCUGCGACUCUUACCGUGACAGAUAUCGAGGUGACAUGGUGGAUGAUACCCACCUCGUCCUUCGUUCUCAUCGGCAUCUUCCUCGUGAAUCUAGCUCGUGCGUCCCGGGAGGACUGCUCGCUGGAUGGCUAUCGCACGAUGGUUUGGCGGGCCAGCACCCUCUUCACGGGCACGGGCAAGGACGAGAUGAGGCCGCUGUCUUGCUCUUCUUCCGUCAUGGACCUGCAGCCGCAAAUGUCGUCGAAACGCUCCUCCGAGACGCUGAAGUCGAUCCACCCUAUGGACCCGGAGCGUAAGGGGAGCACACGUUCUCGUGCCCAUAUGCGCGUCAAGCUCGCGCCGCUGUCCUUUCAGCCUCCGGACGGCAAGGCCGCGUCGCCCCCGACCUCUAUCGACUCUGACGAUACGGAUAUCAGCUUCGCCCAAUCUGCAAUGUCUUACCUCGAUUCGCCGGUCGGUCGCGCAACGAUAGCCUCGAUGCCCCGUCCACCUUCCAUUUUCCGACCCGCCAAUAUACCUGGAUAUUUACCUGACGUACCUCCACCUGUUGCUAUCUCAGAAUCAGUGAGGCCAACCAACGACGGAGAAGAGAUUCACAGACCAAGCUCGCGUCGCCGACCAAGUUCCAUAAUUUCAGGUCCAUGGCCGCGACCUCCCUCCUCUCUCCCGCCUUCGCCUGUGAAGGGAAGGACUGCGUCUCCCGUCUCUCCUACCACGCCUACCGCGACUCCUCUCAUCGCUUCCGAUGAAAUCGUCGUGAUUCCCGUACCGCCACCAGCAGUCCACCGCCUGCGUCCGCCAAGCACCGUCUCUGUCGAUAUGAGCCUCGCGUCAUCCACGGUCAGCACUUCCGCGUAUGCGCUCGAGUCCCCGGAUGUUCUGCACGACUCGCCGACGCUCCCCCAUUUCCCUCCUUUUGCAAACGCUGGAGUGCCGGCAGAUGGUUCGGGGAGAGGCCACAAUGCGGGUUCGCCGAGGCAGGCGAGAAGGACGCGUAGCAAGGACGGCCUCCCUACUCUCGGGAGAAACUUGAGUCUCAACGGCCUGCGCGGGCGGGAGAAGCGACCGGAGGGCUUAGAUGGAGGUGCCAUCUAUAUGACUGUCGUCCAUGAGACUGUCCAUUGUUCUGUAUCAUAGUUGACUGACCCGUUCACAUACCUAGGUAAUGUAGCACGAUCGGACAAUCCACUUAGGUUGUGUUGUUACACUGGUGUAAUGCGCGAUACAACACAGGUGCUUCAACAAUCCCACUUGAACGUAAAGAAUGAGUGAAGACUCGGUGAAGA